Zootoca vivipara (common lizard) is the source of this 7891-nucleotide messenger RNA. Lineage: Eukaryota; Metazoa; Chordata; Lepidosauria; Squamata; Lacertidae. The record is from RefSeq and is a predicted model, not a curated record.
CAGGAGGAGAGAGGGAGCCUUGGUCAGGGGCGGAAAGGGCCACCUCUCUGGGGAGCGCUGGGUGGGCCUGCUUCCUGGAGGAAGUGGGGUGCUGAGAGUACCGGUAGCAUUGCUUCCAUUGUGGAGCCCAUUUGGAAGGUGUGAAACAUUUGAGAAGGUGUGUGUGUGUGUGUCUGUCAUUUACAUAUACACUGGUACAGUACUGUAUGUGUGUGUGUGCUGUAUUAAACGACAUAUAUAUAUAUUAUACUGUAUAUAAUUUGUGUGUGUGUGUGUGUGUGAUGUACGAAUUUACAUUAGACAGUGUGGUGCAGUGGUUAGAGAGUCAAGACAAGGAGCUGGUAGACCAAGCUUCAAAUCCCCCCUCAGCCAUAAAACUUUGCGGGUUACCUUUGUCCAAUCACUGCCUGUAAGCCUAAGCUACCUCACAGCGUUGUUGUGAGGGUAAAAUGGGGAGAUGGGGGAGAACCACUUAUGCCUCCUUGAGCUCCUUGGAGGAGAGGUGGGAGAGAAAUCAAUUAAAUAAAUAAGUGUGAUAUGUAUUAGAAAAUGGCUCCAGCAACUUAACAGAAGCCUAGUUCUAGGAUUAUACCAUCCAUAUACAUGAAUAUACAUCAUAUACAUCUGGCAUGUUCAACUCCCAAGAGACUGCGAUCUACUCCCACUAUUUAAAAAAAUGGCAGUGAUCCAUCCAUUGGAUUAACCAAAGUUGUUGAGCUUUUUGGGGGGGAGCCAGAGUUGUUGAGCAUUUUUUUUGGUGGGGGGGGAUUGCUCAGAAUCAUGCGAUCAAUCAGGGACGCCCCACGAUUGACCAGUAGAUCGCGAUUGACCUGUUGGACAUGCCUGAUAUAUAUGAAUGAUGACAGACACACACACAUAUAUACAACACAUAUAUACAGGCACCACCACAUCAAUGAAUGUUGGUCAAAAGACAGUUCUCUGGCCCAAAGAGCUUCCAUUCUGAAUUUUGAUAGAGAGGAAGAGUUACUAUGAAGAGCUGACUUUUGUCACUGAAGCAUUCAAGGUAAUACCAGUUGCUUACAAAACACUGUGGUGCUUUAUCUUUGGGGGUCAGUUUGUACAUUAUUACAUUUUUUAAAAAUUAUGUUUAUAUUACUUUUCCUCCAAGGAGCUCUCUCACUUCUCUCACUUAUUUUAUCCUCACAACAACUCUGUGUGAGGUAAGUUAGGCUGAAAGAGACAAUGAGGGCUCAUCCAGACUUCCCUUUCUGCUGCAUUUUUAGGCACGGGCCCAUGCUUUAAAGCAGGCAUCCCCAAACUUCGGCCCUCCAGAUGUUUUGGAAUACAAUUCCCAUCAUCCCUGACCACUGGUCCUCUUAGCUAGGGAUUGUGGGAGUUGUAGGCCAAAACAUCUGGAGGGCCGCAGUUUGGGGAUGCCUGCUUUAAAGCACUGUGUCCAAACACUUUUUUUUUUGUCCUGGCACUUUCCCCAUGUAAAUUCAUUCUUUGUCACUGAACUGGAGGAAACAGCAAUCUCUGGAAAGCCCAAAUUGCCAUUUGUUCAGCAUUGAAGACCAGGUUUUCCUGGGGAAGGCAGCGAGGCAAAAAUAAUAAUACAGUAAUCAGUUACUUGUUGACCUAGCUCUUCAAACCAAUUUUUUAAUUUACAAUUUUCCACCCCUUCCACAAUAUCGAAGGGAGAGGAACGGUUUCCCUUUAAAGCAGUGAUGGGGAACCUCUGACCCAUGGGCCAAAUUUGGCCUGGAAGCCUCUUUUCCCUACACCAUGCCCACUUGCCCCACACCUGGCAUCAUAUGUCAAGAGUCAAGGCAUGACUGGAUUGACUGCAGAACCGAUUUCUGAAUGGGGAACUUCCAUUACAUAGCUGAUUCCUGCAGAAUGCAGCCUCAAAGGCACCAGCUAUCAGCUGAUAGGCAGUGACUACAAACCUGCUGAUCGGUAGCACUUUAACACACCACACACAUCUCUUUGCAAGCCCUAAGAGGCAACAGUCAUCACCUUAUGACACUGUGACAGAAUUUGGCCCAUGAGGAGUUGGAGAGAUGAAGACCUGAUCUGCAGCCUAGAUCAGGUUCUUUAAGGACUGGUUUUGGGGUGGUGGGGUGCUGGUGGUCCCAAAGCAUAUAUGUGUCAGGAAGCCUAUGAAAAAUGUUCCUUUUGGUGCUGGAUGCUCAUUUGAGGCAAAUGGCUUAUCAGCUGGAGUAUUGCACUUUGAUACAGAAUUCCUGCCUUGAUGGGCUGGGGUGACCUAGGUGUGUUUGGGAAUCCUUCCAAAGAAACCCCAAAUUUAGACCAGAUGGCUGCAGAAGGAAUGCUUUUCCCAAGCUUCUACACUGCCAACCCUCUCUGUUCUCCAUCAAGAGCAGCACUCUUAACUGGUCGUCUCCCCAUCAGGAAUGGCUUCUACACCACAAAUGCCCAUGCCAGAAAUGCCUACACCCCCCAGGUCAUAACAGGGGGCAUCCCAGAUUCUGAGCUCCUCCUUCCAGAAUUGCUGAAGAAAACAGGCUAUGUCAAUAAGAUUGUUGGCAAAUGGCACCUUGGCCACAGACCUGAGUUCCAUCCCUUGAGGCAUGGAUUUGAUGAGUGGUUUGGAUCCCCUAAUUGCCAUUUUGGACCUUACGAUAACAAAGCAGCGCCUAACAUCCCUAUUUACAGGGACUGGGAAAUGAUUGGCAGGUAUUACGAAGAUGUAAAAAUUGACCAUAAGACGGGGGAAGCCAACCUAACUCAAAUGUACUUGCAGGAAGCCCUUGAUUUCAUUAGCACACAGCAUGCCAGCCAACAGCCGUUCUUUCUGUAUUGGGCAAUCGAUGCUACUCACGCGCCUGUGUAUGCCUCCAGGGAGUUCUUGGGCACUAGCCAACGAGGGCUGUAUGGCGAUGCAGUGCGAGAAAUUGAUGACAGCAUUGGGAAAAUACUGAGUCGCCUUCAAAAGCUGGGCAUAAGCAACAACACCUUCGUAUUUUUCACAUCUGACAAUGGUGCUGCCCUUGUUUCUGGUCCUGAUCAAGCUGGUAGCAACGGCCCUUUCCUAUGUGGCAAGCAAACUACCUUUGAAGGUGGCAUGAGAGAGCCAGCAAUUGCCUGGUGGCCAGGACAUGUACCUGCUGGGCAGGUGAGUCAUCAGCUGGCAAGCGUGAUGGAUCUCUUCACCACCAGCCUCGCAUUGGCAGGACUGCAGCCUCCCAGUGACAGACAGAUCGACGGAAUCGACCUUUCGCCUGUCAUCCUGCAAGGCAAGUUAAUUGACAGGCCAAUAUUUUAUUACCGUGGCAACGAGAUGAUGGCAAUACGGGUUGGGCCUUACAAGGCCCAUUACUGGACCUGGAGCAAUUCCUGGGAGCAAUUCAGCCAGGGCAUUGAUUUCUGCCCCGGCCAAAAUGUUUCUGGAGUAACGACCCAUGACCAAGAGGAGCACUCCAAGCUUCCACUUCUGUUUCACUUGGGAAAGGACCCUGGGGAAAAGUAUCCAAUAAGUUUUUCAAGUGCUGAAUACCAAAGUGUUAUAGAAAGAAUCUCCCCCAUCGUCGAGCAGCACAAGGAGACAUUGCUACCUGGGCAGCCUCAGCUGAACGUCUGUGACAAGGCGGUCAUGAAUUGGGCUCCUCCAGGCUGUGAAAAGAUAGGGAAGUGUUUGAAGCCUCCCAGCCCCAAUCCUAGAAAAUGCUUCUGGCCCCACUGAGCAUCUCAUGCCUGACCUGCUGGAGACAGAGCUGCUGUGGAUCAUUUCUUCAGAAAAGGGGCAUUGUGGGAAGAAGCCCAGAAGAGCUGCUUUUAUCUACUAAAAGUGGUGUUUCUCUCCUCUCUUUCUCAGGGUUACAGCAGUAAAUUUAUAUGAAUUCAGCCUCUCAGUACAAGCAGGGCCAAGGUACUGUGAGCUUAAGACUAUUUCAAAUAUUAUGGCUGGAAAGCCUGCCUUAGUCCUUUGCUACUCAUAAGUUCUUUUGAGACUGAACCGUCAGUUAUCGGUUGUGAUCAUCUCUCACAGCAUUCUGCUCCCCUCCCACUGCCUAGAAUUGGAAGUUUGUCCUGCAGCUCAGGAACCCUUCUGGACCUGAUGAGGCAGAGCAUCUUUGUGCCAUCUAAAAAUGGGUAAGCGUCGAUGCCAGUAUUCAGCGGCUCCAGCAAAUGUACAGUGUUGCUUAAACGUGCUUGGAGCUAAGACUGCUGCUCACUGCAUGCAGUGCCAGCAACAUUACAGUCUAUUGGCUAUAAUGUCUCCCAUACCCUCUGCGGGCCAGCUUGGGCAGGUGGGCAGGACUACCCACCUGUCAAUCACCAGGCAUCAGAAUGGUGUCAAGGUUUAAAGGAGGUUGUUGCAUCCUCCUCCUUUGAGGAUGUUAUACCAGCACUAAUCAGCUGAUUGGCCCUGGAAGUGCAAUGAACUACCCAUAUCCACCAUUCAGCUGAUCAUUAGUUACAGGAAGCCCCUUUGAAGUAUUUGCGGAGGGGACAGUGCACCUAAAAUUGAAGCCUUUUUCCCUCUGCAAAGAAAAUGGUCUCUACUCAAAGUGCUUUCUCCAGCGCUUUCAAUACAAACUGCUUCGUCUCUCUCUCUCUCUCUCUCUCUCUCUCUCUCUCUCUCUCUUUCUCUUUCUUUCUUUCUUUCUUAGCUUUUUGGACUCAAAACACCGGAGGAAGUGCUUUAAAUCCAAGUUGCUUCCUGCAGCCCCCUUGGCACUCGAUAACUUCCCAGUGCAGCCAAUCCCAGCUGAUUGUUGGGGCUUUGGCAGUGCAGGGCUCUCUUUGAGCACUAACAGUCAGCUGAUCAUUGGUGUUUGCAGAGAGUUCUGAAUUGCACUUCAAAAAGGGCUCCGUAGGUGCCCUUUGGGGCCCAGUUAUUACUUUACCUGUGUCUCGCACCUGAUGCAAUAUAUGCUAGCAGGUGUAGGGCAGGUGAGUGUGGCUCAGCCAAAAUGGCCUGGCCAGAGGCUCCCCACACCUGAGCUAUAUUAUCAAUAGUUAAUGCCUCUGAUAGCUAAGUGGAACUUCUGUGCUUAGAGGCAGUCUACCUCUGCAUGCCAGUUUCUGUGGGAUGGCAGAACAGGGUAGUUGUCAUCACGCCCAGCUUGUGGACCUCUUGGAGGCACCUGGUCAGCCACUGCUGGAAACAGAUGGCUGGCAAGGUAAACCUUUCUUCUGUUAUUUUGCUAUGCAAAGAAGUGUUCUCCAGUGCCAACAUUUCUUUUAAGACUUGGUCUCAAAUGGUGCCAAAAUAUACAUUUUCAAGAAGUGCCAAAGGUCAAUAUGAAGAAAUGUCUCCUGCUGUGAUGUUGUUUUUAGUAUGAUUAGAAGAGUUCUGUAUGUUUGUUGUUAACUUUCAAAAAAUACUUUUGUCAGCUUUAUAACUUUAUUGUGUUGUUGUAAGAAAUUAAGGCCAAUAUAAUAUGUGAUCUACAAGUGCUGUUUCUUUCUUCCCUGAGCUCCUUGUUGAAUGAGAUUGUGGAAGAUAAUAAAAUUUGAAAUGCAAAUCCCGGGGUGCAGUAUUUUAAAAUGUGAGAAGUUGGGGAAAGGAAAGGAGCAGAAUUCCCUUGGGGGCCUGUCAUGCUAUAAUUCUGUCUGAUAAGCCAAGCCUUUUGGUUUAAGCUAAGUGGAUCCCAGGGGAGACAUUGAAAGACUGGCCUCUGCCAUGGAUUCAUUAAGUAGCCUUGAGUAAGUCACCUUCUCUGUCAAACUUUAUGACAGUAGCCUAUCUCACAGGGUUGUUGUGAAGACAGAUCCAAUAAAGAUGGCAAAGUUGUAAUAAAGAUGCUAUCUAUAGCCUUCUCCUGUGAAAAGGAAAGUGUUGGGGUUGCCACAGAAAAGCCAAAUUGGUGGUGAAAUUACAGAACAAACUCAACUGCAAAACAGAACCCCCCUACAAUUACAAUCACUCCCUGUCUUUGGGGAUGUAGCUGUUAAAAAAGCUCUGUGUUCCGAUGGAAAGUUGCAUGCUUGAGUCAGUGUUUGUUUCUUCUGUUGCUAAGGACUGGCCAGCUUGGGCCAGCUGUUGGGGGAAAAGAUUUUUUCUGGUGGUGGAGAUAAUUUGUCUUUGAGAAAAUCCUAGUAUUAGCAGGGACAGCUGUGAAAAUAGCCUACACAGUGACCUUCCGCUUCAUCACCCACCCACCCACCCCGUUCUGUGUCUUGCCCAACAAAGGCCUUUCUGAGAAAUGCAAGUCCUUCUGGAUGGAUGUCACCUUUGUAUAGGCUUCAGCUCAACUAUAUCUCUUUAAAGAAAAAAUAAAUAUUCUCAGCAAUGGAGACUGGAAACGAGAAAAUGGCGGUGCCCCUACAGCCACCUCAUGUGGUGUUCCUUCACCCAAGAUGCAUUAUUUCUGUCUUAUCUAGCCUAACAAAGAGUUCUGUGUAACUUGAAAGCCUGCAGACUGUACCAUGAAUGUUGGUGUUAAUAGAGCUAUUUAGCUGAUCUGUGGAUUCUAUUCUAAUGGACCAAACCUGGCUGCCUCUUUCGUGUCUGCAAAAAGAUUUAAAAAGCCUUGCACAAAGCAUAUUAAUUGAAAAGAAUGUUCAGGGUUUCAGCCACAUUCCUACAAGAACAAAGCAAACUUUUACAACUGGAAAUCCAGCAUUGCCAAGAUGAGUUCUAGCAACUCUCCCUUCGACUCCACCAGGGGGCUUCAUGGGACAUCUGGCUUUGAAGACAUCCACCAGGGUUAAACAAUCUGCACUGAUUGCCUACUGCUUACCAAGCCAAGUUCAAGGUUUUGUUGUUUCCGUUUAAAGCCCUAAACUACAUACUGGGACUUCAGCUACAGGGUUGGGGCCAACAGUUUGGAUCAUGGCAUGAUCAAAAGUGGGUCACAAUAGCAGCACAGCCAACAUACAGAUAUAUGGUUAAAUAAAUGAGAAACAUGUUCCCAUAUGCAUGUUUGGAUUAGAACUGGGUCUUUGGUUGGAAAAGGUUGAAGAUAUGUUGUAGCUAUUACUGCAAAUUUUUAAUGCUGUUUUUCUGAUGUACAAAUGACAUGAGAAGACUUGGUCUAUUUAUUUGUAUCACUUAUCAGUCCUGUGAUCCUUGUUUAUAAAACCCAAUAAAAAGUUAUAAAAACAAAACAAAAAGUAGAGAGAGGAUGGCCACCUACAGAUUGCCAAAGGACAGGAAAAGCGUGACACAAAAUGAGGACACCUUUGUAUAAUCUUUGCAUAAACCAAUUAUAUUUGCAUAUUUUAAGGAGGGAAGUCACAAUGAUUUAAAUAUCAGAGGGGGAGGAGUUACGUGCUUGCUUGAUCUGCUAAUUACUGGUAGGCUGGUUUAUCUUUAAACCAGACUUGGACUGGACAGCCAGUGUGCUGUAGUGGUCAGAAUGUUGGUCUAGGACCUGGGAGACUAGGGUCUGAAUCCCCACUCAGCCAGGAAGCACACUGGGUGACCUUAGGCCAGUCACACUCAAUCUAACCUACCUCACAGGAUUGUUGUGAAGUAUAAAAGAGGAGGAGGAGGAGGAGACGAUGUAUGCCACCUUGAGCUCCUUGGAGGAAAAUUAAAUAACACAGAAAAUAAAGAGAGGACUCAAGUCUCAUAGCUGCAAUAACCAUAUUUUCUGACCCCAGUGGUCUCCUCUCUCUGCGUGUGCCUUGUGUCAGGAUUCUCGAUUGUAAGGGAGAUGGGGCAAGGACCUGACCUCCUUUGCAAAGUUUAGCUCGCGUUGAUGGCGGCUGCAAGCCAGAGAGCGGAAGGCCAGGGCUGCAAAACCACCAGUCUCUGCUGAUGCACCGGGUAAGUAUGCAAUAGAGUCCUGCCCCGCCCUUGAGCUGGCAAAGAGGAGGAAAACAACUCCCUGUUUUUAAAACUAAAUUUUUUUAACGGCCUUAGUUCUGUGCACAAAGCUGGACCUUAAAACUCAUGGUAAGUAAGGAGCCACUAAUAAUUUGUGGUUAAUAUAAUCCCCCAUAGAUAGGCACC